Tyto alba (common barn owl) is the source of this 1994-nucleotide messenger RNA. RefSeq names its product ecotropic viral integration site 2A (gene EVI2A). Gene Ontology annotation, cellular component: membrane. NCBI's taxonomy places the organism in Eukaryota, Metazoa, Chordata, Aves, Strigiformes, Tytonidae. The transcript is spliced from 2 exons. Bases 188 to 952 code for a protein of 254 amino acids. The record is from RefSeq and is a predicted model, not a curated record.
CUAUAAUUUCAGUUACAGAUUUGCUUAAAAAAUACCAGCAUUGUCUAAAUCUACUUGCUUUAUGUUAAUGGUCGUUGGCAUGCUAAGAGCAAAUAUAAGUACAAAGAAAUUUUAUUGCUAAAGGACUAAAUACCUGAAACACCAAUUUUCUUUUUACUACAUCUUGGCAAGGUGACUAAAUAGGAAGAUGAAGACGAAGAUACAUAGUAAAACACACUUCACCUUCCCUGUCAUGAUAAUCUUUUCUGUGUGUUUGCAAACAAGUGCAAACCGUACCAAUUAUUCUAGGGUUAUAAAUGAAACCUGGAAUCCUGUCGGCCAAAACUCAGGAGGAAGCCAGAAUAUAACAGAAGCCAAUACAAGCUCUCCUCUGAGCAUCAGUUUAAGCAGCAACACGACUACUUCUGAAAUACAGAUGAGUACCCUGCAAUCCCCAUCCUCCACAAUGGCCCAAAAUUCAACAUCUUCCCCUGCCAGAAGUGCUGUUUCUGCCUCUGGAGGACCCAGGAAUACCAGCAAACCCAAAAGUACAAUGACAAAAGAAACAUGUGAAGACAAUAAGUCUCUCAUACUGAUUUGCUUCAUUAUAAUAGCAGUACUUGUGCUUAUCUGCACCUUCUUAUUUCUGUCAACAGUCGUAGUAGCAAAUAAAAUGUCCUAUCUCAAAAAAACUCAGCAAGGAAAACGUAGGCCCAGAAGCAAUGGUGAUCUUCUGGCGACUAACAGUCUGUGGCCAACAGCAGCGGGCACGUGGCAGAGGAUGCCCAAGGAGCCAACUGGGGCUGACUUGGCAAUGCAAAACUUCGUACCGGGGAGAGACGCUGCAAUCCAAAGGAAGACCCAGGAUGAAACUACCGAGAAACUCAAUAAAGAAACAGAUAACGAAGAGGAAAACAAAGAACCAUCCAAGUCACACAAACCCAUUUUAACCAAUUUUGUAGUUGAGAUUUAAUCCAUACUCUGGUAAAAACUCAACUUUCAUCUUUUUUACAUCAUUAACAGAAGGCAAAAACAUAGCUUUCAAACAGCAAUAUGAAUUUUAACAUAGGAAAGCUGAAUUCAGGUCUUAGGGUUUUUCCUUUUAUCGUACAGGGAAUGCUGUAGCAACUUGCAGUUCUAGAAGGGAAUAAGAUUGUGUUAAAUAGCUUCUUAUAAAUAGUGUCAAGACUGGUUUUACUCCUUUGACCAGAAAUCAUGGCAAUAGGAGCUGAAGGGGAUAAAAGGACAGAAAUCUGCCCAUUUUCAAAGAUCAUUAGAGGAAAAAAAGGAAAGGACUGUUAGUAUAAUAAAUAUACCAUAUCAUAAGGUGCUACACAGCUAUAAACAAACAAGUUGCUUUUUUAAGGAAACCAUAAUUCAGUCACAACCUUGAUGCAAUUACUGAAUCAGGAACUAGUCCCUCUCAAAAUGCCCUUACAGUUUUUUUCCAUCAAGCGCUUCUUAAACCAGCUUCAUUGCUUUUGAACCAGAUUGAGAUUUGAAUUGUAUUUAUUGUGUUUUAACUUUGUGUACAAAUAUAUGAAGUUUGUAUUAUAUGUUCGAAUAUGAGAACUGUUUCAAUUUAUCCCCAAUAAACUAGCAACAUCACUUUUUAAAUAACUUAUGUGAUACUAUUUCUCUAAGUCAAAAUAUUGCAUGAAGUAUUCAGUAAAGGUCUUCUCUGAUGACUAGCUGUGAUUUCUCACAUCACAGAAACACACUCCACUUUGUCCUAUUACAAACAACCAGAACACGCCUAAAAUUUAUCCAAAACCACCACAACUUUUAGUUUCUUCAUUCUAAUAGAGCAGUGAUUUUUCCAUACUUCUGGGGAGAUGUCUGUGUCUGGUCUCACUACAGCAGAACUUUGCUAUCUUCAGGAAACAUGAGAAGCUUUUCACAGGCUCCUUCUUGGGUUAAAGCUGAUCUGUUGCGCUAUGGUCACAAGUGCUAAAACUGCAUAAUGACAAAGCUUUAAACAUCCUGUGCAUCUGUAAUAAACAUUUUUAACACAA